AGGCUUAUGAAACAGCUGGUAGCGUAGUGGUUAGAGCUACUGCCUUUUAGACCAGAAGGUUGCAGGUUCGAAUCCUAGUUGCAGUAAGCCUUUUGAGGUACUUAACCCUGCAAUGGCUCUGGUGAAAAUUAGACAGCUGGGUUAUACACUCGGUGACGUGAUGGCAUCUGACUCCCCUCGCAGACCCAGCCGAUGUGCAGGAGGGGUUGUGGUGCGAGCGCAGGCUGCCACGGAGCAGUCCUACAUGGAAAGUGUAGUGACCUUUCUGCAGGAUGUAGUUCCACAGGCUUAUACAGGUGCCCCUCCAACAGAUGAAAAAGAAAAGAUAGUUUGGGUCAGAUUUGAAAAGUGUGAUAUGAAUGAUGUGGCCCGGUCCCCUGAGUUUCUGGAGAUGCACAGUGGAGGCAGCGACCCUCCCCUCUGUCUGAUGAUUGGCUACACAGAUGGGAUGCAGAUCUGGAGCGUGUCUCUAAGCGGGGAAGCCCAGGAGCUGUUCUCCGUACGCCACGGCCCAGUUCGUACGGCUCGGAUCCUGCCAGCACCCCACAUUACUUCACUGAAGGGCGACGCCUUUGCUGAGAAGAGACCUCUCCUGGGCGUGUGCAAGAGCACUGGGUCGUCGGGGAGCAGUCCUCCCUACUGCUGCACAGACCUGUACUCCCUGCGGACAGGGGAGAUGGUCAAGUCCAUACAGUUCAAGACACCCAUCUACGACCUGCAGUGCAACAAACGGAUCCUUGUCGUUGUCCUGCAAGAGAAGAUUGCUGCGUUUGAUAGUUGUACAUUCACCAAGAAGUUCUUUGUCACAAGCUGCUACCCUUGCCCUGGACCUAACCCAAACCCUGUUGCCCUGGGAAGUCGCUGGCUGGCCUAUGCGGAGAACAAGUUGAUACAGUGUCACCAGUCCCGUGGUGGAGCCUGCGGAGACAACGCCCAGUCCUACACUGCCACUGUUAUCAGUGCUGCAAAAACACUGAAGUCUGGCCUGACGAUGGUGGGGAAGGUUGUGACUCAGCUGACAGGGACCCUACCUACUGGUGCCCCUGAAGAGGACGCAGCCACACCCAGCACUGCACGCCGAAGUCCUCACAUCCCCGGGAUUGUCACCAUCAUUGACACGCACUCUGUGGGGGAGGGGCAGGUGCUGGUCAGCGAGGACUCUGAUGGAGAAGGUGUGGUUGCUCACUUCCCAGCCCAUGAUAAACCCAUAUCCUGUAUGGCGUUCAAUCCAAGCGGAAUGCUGCUGGUGACUGCGGACACCCUGGGUCACGACUUCCACGUCUUUCAGAUUCUUACUCAUCCAUGGGCGUCUUCCCAGAGUGCUGUUCACCACCUGUACACGCUGCACCGUGGUGAGACUGAGGCCAAGGUGCAGGACAUGUGCUUCAGCCAUGACUGCCGCUGGGUGGUGAUCAGCACUCUGCGCGGCACCUCGCAUGUCUUCCCCAUCAAUCCAUACGGUGGGCAGCCCUGUGCCCGCACCCAUGUGUCGCCGCGCGUUGUCAACCGCGUCAGCCGCUUCCAGAAGAGCGCAGGCUUGGAGGAGAUCGAGCAGGAGCUGAGCAGCAAGCAGGGCGGCCGCUGCAGCCCUGUGCCUGGACUCUCCAGCAGUCCAUCAGGUUCUCCACUACAUGCCAAACUGAACACCCAAGAGUCCUACAAUAACGCUGUCAACAACAACAUGGGAAACCCGCGCCUGUCUCCUCUGCCCAGCCUCACGGUAGUGCUUCCUCUGGCUCAGAUCAAGCAGCCCAUGACCCUUGGCACCAUCACCAAGCGCACUGGACCCUACCUCUUUGGGGCAGGAUGUUUUUCCAUUAAAACUCCAUGCAAAGCGAAGCCAACACCGCAGAUUUCCCCCAGCAAGUCAUCCGGGGGGGACUUCUGUGUGGCAGCUAUCUUUGCCUCCUCACGCUCCUGGUUCAUCACGAACCCCAACAUGAAGAGGGAGAAAGACCAGUCCCGGCAGACGGUGGUGGAUUCCCUCUACAUCCUCAGCUGUUCCGGUAACCUGGUAGAGCAUGUGCUGGAGCCUCGGCCUAUCAGCACAGCACAGAAGAUCAGCGACGAUACACCCCUGGAGCUCAGCACCUGUCCUCGGGCCUGCUGGACCCUGGCCAGGACACCACAGUGGAACGAAUUGCAACCACCGUUCAACAACAACCACCCCUUGGUGCUGGCAUCCGACCUUGUGCAGUAUUACCAGUACCUCUUGUCUGGCCUGGCGCCUCCUGGAAGCCCCGGGCCUAUGACACGCCAUGAAUCCUACGACAGCCUGGCAUCUGAUCACAGCGGGCAGGAGGACGAGGAGUGGCUUUCCCAGGUGGAGAUAGUGACCCACACUGGGCCCCACCGACGCCUCUGGAUGGGCCCUCAGUUCCAGUUCAAGACCAUCCACCCGUCAGGCCAGACCACUGUCAUCUCCUCGAGCUCCUCAGUACUGCAGUCCCAGGGCCCCUCCGACUCCCAACAGCCUCUGCUCGACUUUGACACCGAUGACCUGGAUCUACACAGUCUCAGGAUUCAACCAGUGCGUUCAGAACCCGUGAGCAUGCCAGGCUCCUCACGCCUCCCUGCAGAUCGCCGGGGCCAGUCCACCGUCAUCGAUGCUGGUUCUGGGACAUUUGACCGCAGCGUGACCCUGCUGGAGGUGUGCGGCAGCUGGCCCGAGAGCUUCGGCCUGCGCCACCUGUCCUGCGUGGACGCCACGGAGGAAGGCCUGCGGGAGCGGCUGGCGGACGCCAUGUCGGAGUCGCCCAGCAGGGAUGUCGUGGGUUCCGGAACAGAGCUCCAGCGCGAGGGCAGCAUCGAGACGCUCAGCAACUCGUCGGGCUCCACCAGCGGCAGCAUUCCUCGUAACUUCGAGGGCUACCGGUCCCCGCUUCCCACCAACGAGAGCCAGCCGCUGAGCCUCUUCCCCACGGGAUUCCCUUAAACGCGGCGGCUCGCGAGGGCGCCGCAGCAUGACUCACGGAAAGUUCCCGUUUCCAGACAAUCCUGACAUUUCAGCGCAAACCGCCAACACCCCCGUGGGUGGAACACCUCUCGCUCCCACGCGCCUCCUCCCACCUCCUCUCGCCAAACUCGUACCAGGAUCCCGUAAGGUCAAACGGUCGGUGACGGGCCUUCGCGAUGUCUCACGCGUCGCAAAGCUCCGCUCGCAUCCAAUCCGGAGCAUUUGUUAGCCGUUAGUUAUUUUUUCUUUCGCGUGCAACGGUUCCAGCGAAUGUAUUAGCGGGGUUUUAUUUGGUGUUUGCAGCAUUUCACUUAUUUCCUGAUGUUUCCGUGCACAGCGAGCACCAGCUGGCGAGGGCGCCUUUGGGUUCGUUAGCGCAGGCACCGGGGAAGGUCGCCAACCGUUCCGGCCCCUUCCGAUCCGUCCGCUUCGCCUGCUUCGCCUGCUUCUGCGUGAUCUGCACCACCCGCUGGGGAGAACCCCGCUCAUUUCCAUCUGUAUGUGCGCGUGACCCCAGCGAGCUGCGCGUUCCCAGUUAUGAAGAAAUCCUCAUAAUUAGAAGUAGCGUUGAGCACUUAGUACAUCGUCGCUGCAGGAAGUGAUCCGUCUCCCGGUUGCACUACUGCUGCAUUUGAGCUGAGAAACAAAACAAUAUUUCCUGCCCGUAUGGAGCAGCGACAUUUUUCAGUAGCUUUACAUUAGUUCAAAUACAGCAGGCCAUAUUAUAUUCAUUGCUCCUCAGAAAAAUUAGUUUUCAAUAGGUAAUAAAGAUUUUGACACACGGUGUUGACUAUGUAUUAGGAUGUUCUAUGUAGCGCUCUAGUGUAGCUGAUGCACUCGUUCGGUCAGCAUGUAUAUGGGCAUCUCCUUUGAGCUUAAUUCCAAGUCAUCUCUCUUUUUUCUUUGUCUCUUUUAUGCAUUUGAAGAUGUUUUAUUGCAUCUCAUGGGUUGCGGGUCGAUUGCUUUCAAUAGGAAGUCAAGGGACGUUGAGGGUGAGGACUUCCUGCUGAAGCAGACCGCUGUUUUCCGCUCAUUUCCAACGCAAGCGAUCGGCUGCACGGAUGUUGCGCUCGUCCUCGGGGUGCCGAACAGGACCGCCGCGCUCCGGUCUGCCCCUUCGGCGAAACAGCAAGCUUGAGUUUUUAACAGCAUGUCGAGAAAUGCAAGCAACUGAGCCUACCGUGGAGAGAGGUGGGGUCUAAGGGUGGGCGUGGCCUAGGAGUGGGCCUGCUCAGUGCGACACACACACACACACACACACACACACACACACAGAUCCCACCCCCCCCCACAGACACGCCAGUUUAUCAGCCUCCUCCACAGCGUUGAAAAGAAACAAUAAAAAAAUUGUCAUAAUUCAGCUCCUACAACUGAACUGCACUGUAAUUUACUGUAUUCUCGUAACAUCAGAAAUGAUCGCCUUUAAUGAUGUGAUGAUUUUAAGAGGGGGGCGGGGCACACCGAAAACGGCGUUGAACGACACCUCAGCAGGACGGACCGUUUUUGCACACUGACAGUUAGAUGGAGUCGAACGUGUGGAGAGGGUCGCUGUGGGCCGUUGACAGCGUCCUCCUGCUCCACUGGACCGUACGGUUCAUUUUGUACGAUACCAAGUGAGGAAUUCAUCGUUUGCAAUAAAUCCUUCCGAUUAAAGUGCAAAGGCUUUGAAAUGCUGCACGUUGUCUGAUUUCUUGGGCGGGGAGAGUGCGCUGCGCUCACAGUUAACGUUACCUGGUGUGAAGCACGACUUCCUCACUUUGCCUUCACUUCAUUUGCUCGUGUGACGCUUCGGCGAGGAAGCGUCCCGUGUGUUUCUGCAGGGCGAUGCCGAGCGCCUUCCGUGACCUCCUCGGACGCGUACGACCGCGUGUUCCCCUCCGGGAUGUGAACCCCUACCGUUCUGGUCGAAGCUCCGCUCCAACCCCCGCACCAUGUGUUACUCACCCCUGUCUCUCUUACCUUGUGACUGAAUCUGAAAAGAAAUUUAAGAUACCAUCUGAGACAAUUUGCCAGUUUAAUAUUUUCUAUGAAGCACCACAUUACCAAAAGUGUGUGGAACUGGGCAGUUUUACCAAGUGGGCGAUUCGGGCGAUUGAUCGGCUGAAGGUGCCGUUGAGCAUCUGGUGAACAUUCAGGGAGGGAGAGCACUUUUUAAAACAAAGUUAAUCUGUCUUUCCUCUUUAAUUCAAAUGUUUUCGAAAUGGUCAAUUGGACCCUAUUUUGUAAGCUGCUCCCAUCAGCUGAGGCCAAAAUUCCUUUCUGCCUCCAGAAUCAUUCAAACCCAUUCUUGUCUCUGUGUGUGUGUGUGUGUGUGUGUGUGUGUGUGUUUAUAUACACCUGCAAAAGAGAUGAAGCACAUUUUAACAUUUAUUCUUUCAUCUGACACUUUUCUCCAAAGCAACAUAAAU
Molecule: messenger RNA, 5364 nt
Organism: Scleropages formosus (Asian bonytongue)
Lineage: Eukaryota; Metazoa; Chordata; Actinopteri; Osteoglossiformes; Osteoglossidae
Gene: bcas3
Product: BCAS3 microtubule associated cell migration factor
Exons: 25
Coding region: 113-2935 (940 amino acids)
Biological process (GO): response to starvation; autophagy
Cellular component (GO): cytoplasm
Molecular function (GO): protein binding
Source: RefSeq, a predicted model, not a curated record